Mauremys mutica (yellowpond turtle) is the source of this 2589-nucleotide messenger RNA. RefSeq names its product glycine N-acyltransferase-like protein 3. Gene Ontology annotation, molecular function: glycine N-acyltransferase activity. The coding region runs from base 355 to 1494 and encodes 379 amino acids. Gene Ontology annotation, cellular component: mitochondrion. The record is from RefSeq and is a predicted model, not a curated record. NCBI's taxonomy places the organism in Eukaryota, Metazoa, Chordata, Testudines, Geoemydidae. The transcript has 6 exons.
UUACACGUACAUUGUUGUCACACACAUUUUAUCAGGGCCAUACUGACCGGCAAAUUAUACAUUUACAAAUAAUACCUUGCAAGGUUGUACAAACAUUAUUACAACAGUGGGUACGGUGUGAACACAAGGGUACAUUCUGUCCCCUACCUUCCCCCUCUCGGUCCUUUGUUCACGAGGUGGGGACUUUUCUCAGCUUCCCUGAAAUACAUAAACCAUGGGAACUUGCAUUGUCGCUCUGGCCUCCUUUCCCCGGAGGCCCCUCCACCUCUGCCCAGAGCAAAAUCCCAAUCAACUGUGCCCUGCAGCUGCAGGGAUGUCACCGCCUCUGGGUUCCAGGACUGGCAGACUCUGUUAAUGGUUCAUUCGCUCGUGUAUAAGAGGCUGGAGCAGCCCCUGAAGGAGAGAGAGAGGCAGGAACCUCACAGCUCCACAGACACCCAGGAACUGCUCCUUCCCCUGGCACGGAGUCACCCCAGGUGUCCCUCGCAUUGUCCUGCUGGAAGCUGUGAAGGCCCAUCCCGGCCAGCGAUGCUGAUCCUGAGCUGUCCCUCCAAGCUGCGGCUGCUGGAGGGGAUGCUACGGCAGGGCCUGCCUGACAUGCUGCCGGUCUACGGCACGGUGAUGCAUGUGAACCGCGGGAACCCGGCUGGCCAGGAGGUGCUGGUGGAUUCAUGGCCAGAGUUCAAAAUGGUCCUCACCCGGCCACGCAGAGAAGUGGCGCGGGACCCAAGUGAUUAUUUCACCAACUUGUACACGGCCUUUUACCGGGACGAGGGCGCCUGCCGGGCCCUGCUGGGGAACAGCCGCGCCAUCGACUGGGGCCAGGCCUUCCAGAUACUGGGGCUGCAGGACGGGGUACAUGAGAACAUCAGGGACAUUGCCAGGGCCAGGGGGCUUGAGAUGGAGACGCAUCCGCACCGGCUACUACUGCACCCAGACCCGCCUGCCAUGCCCCAGUACCGGCCUGAGAAGGGGCUCAGGCUGGCCCCCGUGUCCCCCGCCCACGCCAUGCUGCUCAGAGACACCUGGCCGUUUGGGGGGAACAGCUGGAGCCUGCGCUACCUGAGCCUCCUGAUCCGCCACUUCCCCAACGCCUGCCUGCUGGCCCCUGAGGGGACCCCCAUCUCCUGGUGCCUCACCGACCCACUGGCUGCCCUGACACACGGUUACACCCUCCCGGAGCAUCGUGGCCAGCACCUCGUGAGGUCCGUGGUGGGGACGCUGGCAGCACAGUUGCAUGCCUGCAGCUUCCCUGUUUACGGCUGGGUGCUGCCCCACAACGAGCCUUCGCUGCACACCCUGCAACGCCUCGGCUUCCACAUCCUGCCUGGGGUGUUCUACCUGCUGGUGGUGAGGCCUGGGUUCGCCCAGUCCCAGCCAGCCAGUGCCCUGGACUCGGCUCAGGACCCUGCGCCCAGCUCUGGGGAACGGCAACACGCCCAACAGCACGUAGCACAGGGGGAGGGGAGCGGAGGAGAAGAGGACACGGCCUAGGGCCCUGCACCCAGCUCUGGGGGACAGCCACGCUCUGCCAGCACAUAGCCGUGGGGGAGGGGAGGGGAUGGGGACAUGGCCCAGCCAUGCCCAGGGACCUCCUGCUCUGCUACCCCCCAUGAAGGGGACACACUGACCAGGCACCAGGGGAGCUCAGCUGUCAGCCCUUGGGAAGCCGGGGCCUGGUGGAGGAGACUCUCUCAUGCUCCAUUAUCCCCUGCAGCAGGGCAGAGGCUCAGUAGGGGGCGCUCUCCCCUGGCAGUCAGGGCUGGCCCCAAAGAGACCAGGGUGAGGGCUCAGCAGGGGGUCUCUCUCGCUCCCUUCCCCAGGCAGUUUGUUGCUCGGCUGGGCCUGUGGUGGUGGUGUGGGGGGGUCCCCGUUCCAGGUGCUGCGCCUGGUCUUGCCAGAGCUUUGGUGCAAGCUCCCUUGGGCUCCGAGCACAUGUCCCAGCUGUGGCCCACCCCUGACCUCCCCUGUGGUGAUAGGGGGCAGGUGCUGGCCUUGCACGGCUGCUCCAGGGCCAGCAGCCAGCUGGAAAGCCAGGCCAGGGCUUGUGUUUAUGCUGGUGCACUACAGGGGGGAGGGAAGCAGUCACAGGACCCCUCCCCCCCCGUAGAGCCCUGCUGGGCCCAAACCCCGAUAGUGUAGACGUACCAAAAGAGAAUUUUCUGUAAUAGUUUUGAUGCCGGUGUGCCUCAGUUUCCUUCUGUACUUUGCAUCUCUGCCCAGUGGGUGCCAAAGGGUUAAAAAGCUGCUCCUGGGGCAGAGCAGGGACGGGAGGGGGGUGUCACAUGGCUGGGGGCAGGACCUGGGCGUUCAGUAUCAAAACCAGACCAACGGAGGCUCCACAAAGAAGAAGAGUUGGGUUUUGGUGGGACUCAGGAGCUCCCAGCUGGGACUGAAAGAGUUGGAGACAGGAUCCAGUUUUGGCUCUUUAGCAGCUCAGCUGGGUGGGGCCCUGGCCUGUGUCUUCACCUUCACUUCUCUCUGCUGCCCCAGGGACCUCCCAGGCCGGGUUCCCGGGGACCAAUAAACCGUGUGCUGUUUGGAAAAGGCUUUGGGAUGUCACUGCAAACACUGGCUGGGGGACACUGG